ACCUCAAAUUAGAUUCCAUUAGGUCAAUCCGACCGGAAGCAAAUAAUACGUGGUAGAUACUGACAUGGCAAGAGACAGCUGUUUGGCUCGCGUCACUGCCGGCGUUUCCGUCGGAGGAGCUGUUGGCGGCGCCGUUGGUGCUGUUUACGGUACUUAUGAGGCUAUUAGAUACAAGGUCCCGGGACUUCUCAAGAUUAGAUAUAUUGGGCAAACAACUCUCGGUAGUGCUGCGAUUUUCGGUCUUUUUUUGGGUGCUGGAAGCUUGAUACAUUGUGGGAAAUCACACUGACUAUUCUUUGUUUGCCUUAUAACCUUGAGAUUAUAUUCUUUGGAUGAUGCUAGCAUAGUUUUUAGAUGGAAGGUGUAAAAUGCUUUUGCGUAACCUUUGGUUUUGUUUUUUUUCAGUUUCCAUGAAUCUUGCCCUAGAGUGGGUGAAAAUUUGAAAAUCAAUUACUUCAA
Gossypium raimondii (Peruvian cotton) is the source of this 459-nucleotide messenger RNA. RefSeq lists its product as uncharacterized. Bases 65 to 289 code for a protein of 74 amino acids. Gene Ontology annotation, cellular component: TIM23 mitochondrial import inner membrane translocase complex. Gene Ontology annotation, biological process: protein insertion into mitochondrial inner membrane; protein import into mitochondrial matrix. The transcript has 3 exons. The record is from RefSeq and is a predicted model, not a curated record. Lineage: Eukaryota; Viridiplantae; Streptophyta; Magnoliopsida; Malvales; Malvaceae.